Molecule: messenger RNA, 330 nt
Organism: Anopheles bellator
Lineage: Eukaryota; Metazoa; Arthropoda; Insecta; Diptera; Culicidae
Product: cuticle protein 76-like
Exons: 2
Coding region: 1-330 (109 amino acids)
Source: RefSeq, a predicted model, not a curated record
AUGUACUCCAAAGUUGUGAUUGCCGUGGCCCUGUGUGUCCUGGGCACCGUUUCCGCGGGUGUUGUGCCAGUGGCGGCCCCGCUAGCCGCGGCUGGAGUCAUCGCUCCAUACGCCACGUCCUACAAUGCGCACACGGUGAACCACAACAUUGCUGCUCCGUACGUUGCGGCCGCUGCUGCUCCGGUAGCCGUCGCCAAGUACGUCGCUGCUCCGGCAGCCUACAGUGCAGCGCCAGUGCUGCCAGCGGCCUACACCUACGGUGGAGCCGCCGUACUGCCAGCGGCUUACACUGCCGCUUAUGGUGCUGCCACCUAUCCGUAUCUACUAUAG